This is a messenger RNA of Dermatophagoides pteronyssinus (European house dust mite), 493 nucleotides long. RefSeq names its product U6 snRNA-associated Sm-like protein LSm7 (gene LSm7). The record is from RefSeq and is a predicted model, not a curated record. Gene Ontology annotation, biological process: nuclear-transcribed mRNA catabolic process; mRNA splicing, via spliceosome. Lineage: Eukaryota; Metazoa; Arthropoda; Arachnida; Sarcoptiformes; Pyroglyphidae. Gene Ontology annotation, cellular component: U2-type prespliceosome; catalytic step 2 spliceosome; spliceosomal tri-snRNP complex. Gene Ontology annotation, molecular function: RNA binding.
CACAAUAUGAGUGAACAGCAUGCAUGUUUUUUUUUCGUUUAGAUCAUUUUUGACAAGACUAAUUUUUGCAAAUUUAUUUUACUUGAUUUAAAAUGGCUCAUAAUGAUAAAUCGGGUGGUGAGAAAAAGAAAAAAGAAUCGAUUGUCGAUCUUAGCAAAUAUCUGGAGAAAGCAAUUCGAAUCAAAUUUCAAGGUGGUCGUGAAGCUACUGGUACAUUGAAAGGUUAUGAUACUCUUUUGAAUCUUGUUUUGGAUAGUACAACCGAAUAUCUUCGAGAUCCUGAUGAUCCGUACAAAGUAACCGAAGAUUCUCGUCAAUUAGGAUUGGUUGUAUGUCGUGGUACAACAAUCAUAUCGAUUUGUCCUGUCGAUGGUAUGGAACCGAUUGCCAAUCCAUUUAUUCAACAUGAAUAAACAACACAUUUUGUACAAAUUGAAUUUUUUUUUAAUUAUCAUAUCAAAUCAUUGAAAUAAAAUUAUUAUUAUAAUAACGA